Amorphotheca resinae ATCC 22711 is the source of this 468-nucleotide messenger RNA. RefSeq lists its product as hypothetical. The coding region runs from base 1 to 468 and encodes 155 amino acids. NCBI's taxonomy places the organism in Eukaryota, Fungi, Ascomycota, Leotiomycetes, Helotiales, Amorphothecaceae. The transcript has 2 exons. The record is from RefSeq and is a predicted model, not a curated record.
AUGCUCCCAGUUGUCCUGAGAAGAGAUGUCACGGCCCUGCUGAUCUGGUCAGCGCUGGUGUCCCGUGCAGUACUCCGUAAGGUACAGAGCGUCGUUCUUGUCCUCUUUCUGGUGCUUACAUACAGCACAUCUAAUAUGCUUUACAGGCUCUACCGAUGCUACGAUAGGGGUAUGGACAAGGGGUCCACGAAUAGGAGCGCGGCGCCUGGGCCAAAGGCGUAUCAGAUAUCCGAUGCGGCCCAGCGAACGGGAUAUUACUAUGGGUCCUGGCCCUGGGUCCUGGCAGCAGCAGCGAAGCUCUUGUCUCAGGAGUCAAACGGCUUCCUUACCACAUCGAUGGCAUCGACAGCCUCUCCCGCCUCGAUGAGAGCCAGUCUUUCACUGUCAGCAGAAGGAUGUAUUGGCCGCAGGACCUCUCCCAGAAGCUAUGAAUCUGAACCAGAGCGGAAACGACGUUAUGGCGGCUAG